GCUAAGGAGUUGAUAGAUGAGAUUAAGAGUACAUAUAUAACAGCUAUGUUCAACGAAAUUAAAGAAACAGAGAAUAAAGGCACUAAGAAAUUGAUGGAUGGGUUUAAGAGUACAUAUAUGACAGCUAUGUUCAACGAAAUUAGAGAGACAAAUUACGUCAAAGACACUAUAAUACAUUUUUUCUUUAGGCAGGCUAAAGAGUUGAUAGAUGAGGUUAAGAAUACAUAUACGAGAGUUAUGUUCAACAAAAUUAGGGAGGCAGAGAAUAGA
Dentiscutata heterogama is the source of this 270-nucleotide messenger RNA. Lineage: Eukaryota; Fungi; Glomeromycota; Glomeromycetes; Diversisporales; Gigasporaceae. The record is from the annotation of a GenBank genome assembly.